CCGCUCUCCCAGCCAGUCGCGGCGGCGGGGAAGAAGGCGGCGUCACGGCCGGCUUCACGUCAGGUGAGGCGAGGCGGGGCGGACUGUGGGCGAACUGUUGCUUCCUUCUGAGGCGUCCUCUACGACGACACCCAGCCGCCGCUGCUGGGGCUCCAAGAUGGACCGUCCCUCGCCGCUGCUCGUCGCUCCCGCAACGCGCGCGGACCAAAAUGGCCGCCUGCUGCUGCUGCAGGGCCUGGAAAAUGGCGCCUCAGCAACAGGACCUGGAGGAGAAGAGGACGCGAAAUCCAGCUCCACAGCGAGCUCUCCGAGCCCCGACGACGACGCUGCAGGCGACUCCUUCGUGGUGCUGCUGGAAGUGGAGCGAGGGUCACCCCAAGACGCCCCAGAUCCCCAGGAGGCCGUGCCCCAGAAAUCAUCUCCGAGCAUCGCUUCCCCGCAGGCGAGCACCGUGAGCCUCAACAGCAGCGAUUUGCUGGUGAGCUUCGACCACGGCGUCUUCACCUUGGCAGCCACACCGGCGAGGACUCCUACUGUGGCAGGCCCCUCGCCGAGGAGCCCUCUUGCACCCCCAAAACCAAUGGCUGAAGCUGAAGUUGAAGCUGAGGCUGAAGAGGAUGCAACCCCACCGGAGAAUCGCCGCCUCGUCAUUGCAACCCCAAGCUCCUCCGGCCCCCCAACUUACACCUGCCCCGAGCCCCAGUGUCCCCACACCUUCGCCAAGAAGCACCAGCUCAAGGUGCACCUGCUGAGCCACGGCUCGAGCCAAGGCCGGCGCCCCUUCAAGUGCCCCCUGGACGGCUGCGGCUGGGCCUUCAGCACCUCCUACAAGCUCAAGCGCCACCUGCAGUCGCACGACAAGCUGCGGCCCUUCGGCUGCCCCGCGGGCGGCUGCGGCAAGAAGUUCACCACCGUGUACAACCUCAAGGCGCACAUGAAGGGCCACGAGCAGGACAGCCUCUUCAAGUGCGAGGUGUGCGCCGAGCGCUUCCCCACGCACGCCAAGCUCAGCUCGCACCAGCGCAGCCACUUCGAGCCCGAGCGGCCCUACAAGUGCGAUUUCCCCGGCUGUGAGAAGACAUUCAUCACAGUGAGCGCACUCUUCUCCCACAACCGUGCUCACUUCAGGGAACAAGAACUCUUCUCAUGCUCCUUCCCUGGGUGCAGCAAACAGUACGACAAGGCCUGCCGCUUGAAAAUCCACCUGAGAAGCCACACAGGUGAAAGACCUUUUAUUUGUGACUCUGACAGCUGUGGCUGGACCUUCACUAGCAUGUCUAAACUCCUGAGGCACAAAAGGAAACAUGAUGAUGAUCGGAGGUUCACCUGCCCUGUGGAAGGCUGUGGAAAGUCAUUCACCAGGGCAGAGCACUUGAAAGGCCACAGCAUUACUCACCUGGGCACGAAGCCAUUUGAGUGUCCUGUGGAAGGGUGCUGCGCCAGGUUCUCUGCUCGCAGCAGUCUCUACAUUCACUCCAAGAAGCAUGUGCAGGAUGUGGGUGCUCCGAAGAGCCGCUGCCCAGUGUCCAGCUGUAACAGACUCUUCACCUCCAAACACAGCAUGAAGGCGCAUGUGGUCCGGCAGCACAGCCAGCACCCAGGCCUCUUACCUCAGCUCGGAGCUUCGAAUUCCCUAACGUCCAGCAGUGAACUCAGCAGCCCGGCCCAGAAUGAGCUCAACAAUCUCGACCUGGCAGCACUUUUCUCUGAUGCACCCAGUGACAGCAGCACUGCCACGGGGACCCCUGACGAGGCGCUUAACUCUGGAAUGCUGACAAUUGAUGUGACUUCUGUGAGCUCAUCUCUUGGGGGGCCCCUCCCCUCUAACAGUAGUUCCUUAGGGCCCAUGGAACCCCUGGUCUUGGUGGCCCACAGUGACAUUCCUCCCAGCCUGGACAGCCCUCUGGUGCUGGGACCAGCAACCACAGUGCUUCCACAGAGCAGCUUCAGUAUGGACGAUGUGCAGGCCAUGGGUGCGGGGGCCUUAGGCUGCUUGGUAGCUCUGCCUGUGAAGAACUGGAGUCAAGACCCACAGGCUCUGCCCUCCAGCAGUCACUCAACUGAGAACACCAGCACACCGACCCCUGCAAGUCCCCAGCAGGGAAACUCCAGCAUCCCGGAGCUGUUGGCUCCCGUCAAAGUGGAACUGAACUCCCCUCCUGGCCUGGGUGCUGUCCAGCAGCAGGAGAACAGCAGUGGGCUGGCCCGGACUGUGUUCUCCAGCCCUGCAGAAAAGCCCAGUCAGCAGAAAGACACAGGGCUCAGUGCAGGGGACGGCUGCUUCUAUUUGGUAUGAGUGUUCUCUGAGUCGCCACCACCUAGUCCACUUCUUACACUCGGUUGGGAGGAUGCUCUGGAUCAGUCCUUUGUGUGCAGACUUUCUUAACUGGCUUGCAAAAGGAAGGAGCCCUGGGCUACAAGUCUGGAAAUCUGAAUUCUGAUCCAGUCUGGAACUGACUAGUUUUUCUGACCUUGAACAAAUCACUUAACCUAUCUAAGCCUUAAAUUCUCAUUUAUUUCUAAAAUGAGGGGGUUUGGCUAGAUGAGUUUUAAGAUCGUCCAUUUGAGUUCUGUGAAUCUGUGAUGAUCUGUUUUUCUUUUUAUUUUUUUACAUUUGGGCUGUUUCAUAAUGUUGAAAUGUUCUGCCUUUGUGCGUUUCACAUAAUGACAAGUCUUUCGACUUAUUAAUGAAAAGGGGAAGAGUCCUGACAUCAACUGUCUCUGAAAGUUUAAUGGGAACUUUAAAACCAUGCAGAAAAAAUUUUUUAACUGGAGUGGAUAGAAUAAAAGGAAGUAGUUUAUACACUUUGGUUUCUGGAGAGUUAUAAGAGCAUUUUUCUGAUUUAAGGCUGAAAGUUAAUAUACUUUAAAUUGUAUUUAUGCCAGGAAUGCAGUUAAUAUAAUUUAACUUAAAGUAAUUUAAAGAUUAAAUUUGAUUAAUUGGGAGGAGUCUGAUUUUUUUCCUCAGUCUCAAAUAGGAAUGAUCAAAUAGGAUUUUAUCUCUGUGGCACACAGUAAAUUUUAAUGUGAAAUUGUUUAAAAUGCGAAAUACUAUUUUACUACUUUUUUAAUGGGAUUUUGGGGGAUUAGGGCAAGUUGUCAGAAUGUGGUAACCCAUCUUGCCAAGAACCAGCUUUGAUUCUUUAUGUCUACAGGAAGUGCCAGUGCCUGUUGCCCUUCACUGUGCUUGCUCAUCUCUUGUCAGCAGCUGAGCCUUGCUUGCAUUACCCCUGGCUUUGGCUGACAUAGCAGUUGCUAAGCUGGCAGGCGACAGGGCCAGUCAGGGAGAUGGCCUGGCUCAGCUAAGCGGGAAUGCAGAACUUGUGCGUAGGGCCUCGGUGUCUUGGGAUCCAGGGCAGAACCCUUUGCAUCUCCAGAGCCAGCACUGGCAGGUGGAGUCAAGUCGAGUUAGCACAGCCCUGAUGCUGACUCCUUCAUUUUCUCGCUGUUUGCAUGAUAUUGGGCAGCCUCAAAUCUCUGAGCACAGAUGAUGUGUGGUGAAUGGGUUACAGGUAUGCAAGAGCUGUUCUCUUUUUAGUGGCGAGUAGUCAGCAGUUUUUCUUUGUACUUUCACAAGUUUACAGCUGGGUCAAUCUUCCUAGGGGUCCCACUGUGCACCAGUUCAUUGCUGACUUCAGGGGUGGUAACUCAGACUUAGUGGAGAAUGCCUGAUGCCAGCAAGGCUCUGCAGCAGAAGUGAGAGGGCUCCUCGGGGUUGCCCGUCCAUGAUUGUGUGGUUAGAACUAUCCUGUUCCUUCCUCCAGGAAGCUGUGCCCGGGCUUCAGACUUCAUAGAAAUCUGUCUGUCAUUCAUUGUCAAGUUUUUGUGUACAAUAUCCUGUUAUGUUUUAGACUUCGGAGGAAUAAACUUUGCUUCUCUGCAUAAUAAAAUUAUGUAUUUAUUCCAA
Messenger RNA from Suncus etruscus (white-toothed pygmy shrew), 3907 nucleotides. It is a transcript of the gene ZXDC, whose product is annotated as ZXD family zinc finger C. The transcript is spliced from 6 exons. Gene Ontology annotation, cellular component: nucleus. The record is from RefSeq and is a predicted model, not a curated record. Gene Ontology annotation, molecular function: transcription coregulator activity. Lineage: Eukaryota; Metazoa; Chordata; Mammalia; Eulipotyphla; Soricidae. Bases 158 to 2296 code for a protein of 712 amino acids. Gene Ontology annotation, biological process: regulation of transcription by RNA polymerase II.